GAGACGAGCAUCUGCGCAACGAGCACGGCGCACCUGAGCUUAAUGUAACAUUUAUAGUCCACUAUUUAUAAAGACAAAUUUAAUAUUUUAGACUACAAGAGAAAUGAAAAUUACAUGAAUUAAAAGCCAAUUUUAACUGGAAAAGGAGAAUAAAAUAACCACUUACCCUAUUUCUUAUUUUAAUUCAGUGGCACUUGGGCCUAUUUGUUCUAGCCUUUACAUUGAAAUAUGGUGCUGAUAUUGUCGCAAACCGUUGCCUAGAGCGCGAAUGAGUCGAAUCAUUCCCCGCCCAAAUGAUGCUUGAUUUGGGAAGUAUUUGAGUCUAGACGGUGCUGUAGCGCAACUGACAGCCAGUAGUGGCCAGCAGCAAACAGCAGCAGCUACAGCGGUGGAUGUAGGAUCAGAGUCGGGGCGAAUCGGGGAUUCACUGUCAGAGGGGAAGGAGAGCAGAGGACUUUUUCAACGUUCACUGAAUCAUGGCUACUGAAACCGUGUCUCCCGCAUGCACUGGAUCCAGUUUGCUGCAACCCAUAAGCGAAAUCAUCAAUCUUCCUCUCGACCAGGUCAACUUUGUGGUGUGCCAGUUGUUUGCCCUGUUGACAGCCUUCUGGUUCCGUCUCUAUCUCCACCCCAGUAUGACCAGUCCCUUCGUCAGACAUGUGGUGGCCACGCUACUGGGAUUCUACUUUGCUCUCUUCUGCUUCGGCUGGUAUGCUCUCCACUUCUUGGUUCAGAGUGGGCUCACCUAUGGCAUCAUGAUCCUCACUGGAGUAGAACACAUGCACAAGUACUGUCUGGUGGUGGCCCUGGGCUAUCUCAGCUUCUGUCAGAUCACACGCGUGUACGUCUUCGACUAUGGCAUGUACUCUGCUGACUUCACAGGGCCUAUGAUGGUGAUAACACAGAAGAUUACCAGUUUGGCGUUUGAAAUCCACGAUGGAAUGUGCCGGAAAGAGGAGCAGUUGACGCCAAAUCAGAAGGUCCUGGCUAUAAGGAGAAUGCCCAGUCUGCUGGAGUACUUCAGCUAUAACUGUAACUUCAUGGGCAUACUGGCCGGCCCCACCUCCUCCUACAACGAUUACAUCGCCUUCAUCGAGGGCACGCCCUGCCAUCGCAAUAAAGACCACCAGACCAAUGGGAAGACCAACGGCAGGCACAAACAGACUGACCCCUCCCCAAACAUUGAAGUCGUCCGUAAACUGGCCACCUGUUUCCUCUCCCUCAUGGUUUUCCUCUCGGUCUGUAAAGUGUUCCCUGUGGAACGGAACAUCGACGACGACUUCAUCGCCAACACGCCCUUCUAUGCCCAGGUGGUCUACCUCUACCUGUCCAUGCUGACCACCCGGCCCAAGUACUACUUCGUCUGGACGCUGGCUGAUGCCAUCAACAAUGCAGCAGGAUUUGGAUUCAAUGGAUACAACAGUGACGGCUCACCACGUUGGGAUCUCAUCUCAAAUCUGAGGAUAAUGGAUAUUGAGUUUGCCACCAGCUUCAAGAUGUUCCUUGACAAUUGGAAUAUACAGACGGCACAUUGGCUCAAAAGGGUGUGUUACGAGCGCUGUCCCUACAACCCCACGGCGGCUACCUUCAUCCUGUCGGCCAUGUGGCAUGGAGCCUACCCUGGAUACUACCUCACCUUCCUCACUGGCAUCGUGGUCACACUGGGUGCACGUGCCAUGAGACACAACGUGAGACCAUACUUCCUAGGCUCUCCUUCACACAAGCUAGUAUAUGAUGUGAUCACGUGGGCGGGCACCCAGAUUGCCAUUUGUUACACUGUGGUGCCUUUUGUGCUGCUGUCUGUCGGGCCCUCUAUGAAGUUCUACAGGUCCUGGUACUUCAGUGUCCACGUCUGCUGUGUCCUCCUGGCUGUAGCCCUGCCAGUCAAACCCCGACACCUGCGCCUGAAGGAGGCUCCCGUCCUCUCCCACCUGGACUCCACCUCCACAGAUGGCAACUGCAACCAGAAGACCAAAGCCACAUGAAGCAGAACCAGAGACCAGCAUCGGUGCACACACACAGAGACUAGCACCGAGGACUGCAGGGACUGUCCAACACAUUAUUAGAGAGAGAUAGAGAGAGACUCUGUCCAAGCUGUGUUUUGGAAUGGGAUGACGAUUCUCAUUAGUUCACGUGAGACUGAGCAGCAGCCACACCAUGGAGAAGGGAUGGAUGGUCUGAAAGCUUUGGGAUUUACCUAUUUAGUGCACUACUUUUGACCAGGGCCCUAUGAAGUAGUGCACUAGAAAGGGAAUAGGGUGCCAAUAAAAUUUGAUUUGGAAAUGCAGCCCCUACUGUAUUAUGAUGACUAGUGGCUGGGGCGCUGUGGGAUGGAGGGGUCCGAAUCGAUGAUGAAAUGCCAGUAUUGUACUGUUACUGUAUUAUGGGAGUAUGCAAACUUGCCUUAUAACCUUUGUCUCUUUCUCCACUCAGUUUUUUUUUUUAGCUUUUGUGUAUUCUCCUCACUUUGGAUAUUAUUGUGUGUGCUGUGUUUCUCACUCAAGGUGAACAGGUUUUAGGAUCAGGUGGGAGAGAGUGGAGUGGUCUCAGUUAACGGUGACAAAUUACCUGGAGUGUUUUAGUCCUGGUAAAAAACAAAGAUACAGGAAAUUAGGAGACAAGAAUUAAAAGAGAAGGAAAACAAGAUAGCAGUGUCCUCAAGAGGUAUUUUCACAAAAUAUGUGGGGUGUCCAACCACUCUGACCAGAAGUGGGUAAAAGAAACACACUUUGGUGAGAAAAUUUCACUUCCUUAUGUUAUAAAAUACAUUUUACCAAGACAAAUAUGAUUAUUCAUGUUCUGAAUUGUUCAGUGGGGACUUUCGCUUACAUAUCAUUAACAUUAUAUCCAAAAAGGCAGAUUUCGUAACCUAAUACAUCCGAUAAUAAGCACCGAACUCUGUUGACAUAGCGGUGCAGAUUUCGCAUAACAACUUUUGAGGAUUUUACAUUUUGUGGUCCUCGUCUUCAAAGUUGUUUCCACGGGUAGUAAAAAGCCAAAUUUGCAUGACACAAGCUGAAUUAAAUGUAAAAGGCUUUGAAAAUAAAAAGCUUGGUAUACGCUCAGUGCUCCGUUGACAUUUCACAGAGAUAUGCUUGUUUUUGUAAGAAAUCUUCGAAAAAGGACAGGAAUUUUGCAUUAAUAUGAAAGGUGUAUACUCAAAUAUAAUAUGUCAUCUCUCAAAAUUGAUAUCUAUCUUAUUUCUAUAUUGUUUUUUGUCAUCCGGAUUCGAGAAGAAAGAUGAUGAGUUCAACGAUUAUCCUGUCAGUUAGCCUUAAUUCUCACACAGCAUCCAGCAUGCCUGACGCAAUGCUAUUUUUCUGUAUUUUGAUAAAAACAUUUCUCUGGCCUCCAUUGAUUUAGUCACCCUAAUUUUGGCCAUCCUACAAUAACUUUUGAAUGGAUUAUGAUAGAGGCAUGAGGUUUGGAGCAUUGGUUUUCUUAGAGGAGUAUUUACACAUUUCAUAUUAUACUGAACAGAACUAUAAACGCAACAUGCAACAAUU
Coregonus clupeaformis (lake whitefish) is the source of this 3506-nucleotide messenger RNA. Its product is annotated as lysophospholipid acyltransferase 2-like. The transcript is spliced from 13 exons. Lineage: Eukaryota; Metazoa; Chordata; Actinopteri; Salmoniformes; Salmonidae. The record is from RefSeq and is a predicted model, not a curated record. The coding region runs from base 477 to 1985 and encodes 502 amino acids. Gene Ontology annotation, molecular function: acyltransferase activity. Gene Ontology annotation, cellular component: membrane. Gene Ontology annotation, biological process: lipid modification.